Molecule: messenger RNA, 2061 nt
Organism: Medicago truncatula (barrel medic)
Lineage: Eukaryota; Viridiplantae; Streptophyta; Magnoliopsida; Fabales; Fabaceae
Product: chlorophyllide a oxygenase, chloroplastic
Exons: 9
Coding region: 89-1684 (531 amino acids)
Cellular component (GO): cytoplasm
Molecular function (GO): chlorophyllide a oxygenase activity; 2 iron, 2 sulfur cluster binding; iron ion binding
Source: RefSeq, a predicted model, not a curated record
UAUCAACAAAAAAUCAUCAAAUAUAUCAAACAAACUUGUUUAUGUUUUUUUUCGUUUCUCUUUCCUUCUUCUCAUCACUUUCAUAGCCAUGAAUGCCAUAGCUACUGCUUCUGCUUUAUCUCUUCCUAUCUUUUGUAGAACUUCCAAGCUUGACACCAAAAGGGGUUUGAAAGGUAAAUUUGGAGUGUUUGCUGUGUUUGGAGAAGCAGACAAGAAAAGUGCAUGGGGUGCGAUAUUUGAUGUACAGGAUCCAAGAUCUAAGGCGCCACUAAGUAAAGGGAAAGUUUUGGAUGUAUUUCAAGCCAUAGAAGUGGCUAGGCAUGAUAUUGAGUACUUAGAUUGGCGAGCUCGGCAAGAUGUGCUUACCAUCAUGCUCCUCCAUGAAAAGGUGGUUGAAGUUCUCAAUCCUCUAGCUCGUGAAUUCAAGUCAAUUGGCACCAUGAAAAAGGAUCUAGCUGGGUUGCAGGACGAAUUAGCAGAAGCACACAGACAGGUCCAUAUAUCUGAAGCAAGAGUUUCUACUGCUUUAGAUAAACUCGCUUACAUGGAAGAAUUGGUAAAUGACAGGCUAUUGCAAGACAGAAGCACGGCUGAAGUUGCCGAGACGUCCUCUCCUCCGAGUACUUCUAAUAAAUCUGUACAUACUGAAAGAAGAAGGAAGCCAAAGAAAAGCUUAAAUGUAUCAGGUCCAGUUCAGUCAUACCAUCCUAAUUUAAAGAAUUUCUGGUAUCCUGUUGCUUUCUCUGCUGACUUAAAGGAUGAUUCCAUGGUCCCAAUGGAAUGUUUUGAGGAACCAUGGGUUAUCUUUAGGGGUAAAGAUGGCAAACCUGGAUGUGUUCAAAAUACAUGUGCACACAGAGCAUGCCCCCUUCACCUUGGUUCUGUAAACGAGGGUCGUAUCGCAUGCCCCUACCACGGCUGGGAAUAUACGACUGACGGAAAAUGCGAGAAAAUGCCAUCUACUCGAAUGCUAAAUGUAAAGAUAAAGUCAAUUCCAUGUUUUGAAAAAGAAGGGAUGAUCUGGAUUUGGCCUGGCAGUGAUCCCCCAGCAGCCACACUUCCUUCUUUACUACCUCCUUCUGGAUUUAUAGUCCAUGCCGAGAUUGUCAUGGAACUUCCGGUUGAACACGGCUUACUUUUGGACAACCUUUUGGAUCUUGCGCACGCCCCUUUUACUCAUACUUCAACAUUUGCUAAGGGAUGGAGUGUUCCCAGCUUCGUGAAUUUUUUGACACCUGCAUCUGGUUUGCAAGGAUAUUGGGAUCCCUAUCCAAUUGAUAUGGAGUUUCGACCACCUUGUAUGGUUCUAUCAACCAUUGGAAUUUCGAAGCCUGGGAAACUAGAAGGACAAAGCACCAAAGAAUGUUCAACACACCUGCACCAACUACAUGUCUGCUUACCCUCUUCAAAAGAUAAAACAAGACUGCUAUAUAGAAUGUCACUGGAUUUCGCUCCCCUUCUUAAGCAUAUGCCUUUUAUGGAACAUCUAUGGAGGCAUUUUGCAGAACAGGUUUUAAACGAGGAUCUACGACUAGUGGUUGGUCAACAAGAGAGAAUGAAUAAAGGUGCAAAUGUAUGGAAUGUGCCAGUUACCUAUGACAAGCUUGGAGUAAGGUAUAGGCUUUGGAGGGAUGCAUUGGAAAAGGGAGAUAAGCAACUACCCUUCAACACACAUAAUAAUUAAAUACACAAAUUAAACAAUGCUUUUUGUCUCACUUAUUGACAUGCUUCUUAAGAUCCAAUAAGGAUAUUUUUCUUUUUAGUCAAAGCUCUUAGACAACCUUGCAUUAGAACUUCAUGGCUUUGCAUCAACCUAGUGAAGCUACCCGGGAAUGUUAUGUUGAUAUAAGAGUCUGUUCCUUUGUAGAAUGACAAGGUUGUACUCUUUGAGGCUUGACAAUUUUUUUACCUCUUAAAUUUGUGUACAGUGUUAAAUCCAAUUUAUGGUUUCACCAUCUUAGAUGGUGGUGUUAUAACCACACCCUUGAAUGAAGGGGAUUGUUGUAUGACAAUAUAUUAGUACAAUGUUGAUUAAGAAUUCCUGACUGGUUUCAGUUACAA